Messenger RNA from Vittaforma corneae ATCC 50505, 435 nucleotides. RefSeq lists its product as uncharacterized. NCBI's taxonomy places the organism in Eukaryota, Fungi, Microsporidia, Nosematidae. The transcript has a single exon. The coding region runs from base 1 to 435 and encodes 144 amino acids. The record is from RefSeq and is a predicted model, not a curated record.
AUGAAUGUCUUAAAAGUCAGGCUGAAUAAUCACAUAAAAACAUUUCAGAGCGAAGUUAAAAACGAGAUUGACGGAACGGAAGUUAUGAUUAGAAAAUUCAUAGACAGCAAUUUGAUUGCCAGUGCCGUUUCCUGCCUGGAACUGAGAUCUAGUUUGGUUAAUUCUGUUAUUUGCAGUGAAAUUAAACAAUUAAAAAUCAAGUCAAUAGAUCCCCAGACUAUGUUUUCAGAGCUGCUUGGGGAAGAAUGUAGAUAUAUUUUUGAUAAGAUAACGGUUUCAGAUCGUAGAAAUCCGAGCGGAUCGGUAAACACUCUUAGAUCAGUGGCUGACCAACUGUUUUCAGAUAGAAUAUAUGAAAAUGAGUUUAUGAAAAUAGCAGAUCAAAAUUUUAUUACAGAUUUCGAAAGAUCUAUAUCCAAAAAAUCAAGUAAAUAG